Messenger RNA from Triplophysa rosa, 7209 nucleotides. It is a transcript of the gene tubgcp6, whose product is annotated as tubulin, gamma complex associated protein 6. The transcript has 25 exons. NCBI's taxonomy places the organism in Eukaryota, Metazoa, Chordata, Actinopteri, Cypriniformes, Nemacheilidae. Gene Ontology annotation, molecular function: microtubule minus-end binding; gamma-tubulin binding. Gene Ontology annotation, cellular component: gamma-tubulin complex; equatorial microtubule organizing center; spindle pole. Gene Ontology annotation, biological process: meiotic cell cycle; cytoplasmic microtubule organization; mitotic cell cycle. The record is from RefSeq and is a predicted model, not a curated record.
CUGCAUCAAAGGGGGACACAGGCCCUCAGACUUCCAAGCUUUCAAGGAUUCUCCUUGGCUGGAGUCAAAGAAACUUUCAAAAGGGGGGUUGUGAUGAUUAAUAAUGCAAUGCUUGACCACAAACACCUGCAGCUUGGGGAGGUGUUGAGAGCAUCUGCAUAUUUCGUGUGAGCCAGAGGGGGUGUUUGUACCUGGAUGGGGUGGUCUCUUCUGCACUCUCUCUGGUUGAGCUUGUUAGAAAGUUCACUUCUAGCCGUUUUCCCUUUCGGCGAAAUGAAUCAUGUUUUCUGGCUCUCCAACAGGAGACCAACUAUACCUCUGCAUGCAAAACACUUUAUUUUGUACUUUAUAUAAAAGCGCAGUUGUUACGAAUGCAUUCGGAACUGUUGAACAAAACCAUACUACGAUAUUCGUAAUAACUAAUGAGUUGUAGCCUUUGAGGCAGAUAAAAAAUUGAGUGGACUCAAAGUUUUGUCUACUAGAAACCAGGGGCGCAUAAAUACUCAAGUAUAUCCUGUCGGCAACAUCUGGAGUCAACUAAUGGGAAUGUAGCCUUGCCAAGAUUAAAAUAUUCGUGGGUUAUACAGAAUGAGCGUGAGACAAAUAAAAAAAAGAUAUAUAUUUGUAUUUAUGCGUUUAACAUGCGCGUGAUCGUUUCCGCCGCUCCGCAAGUGGGCGCGCUUUCCAAGCCAUGGUGCAAUGCUACAAAGCGCCUCUGACUCAGCCAAUGACCAUCCUGGUCGUCAGAUUUCAUCCAAUGAAUGUAGAAAACAGGCGGGAUUCAGUCGCACUGCCUUGGGUUUAGCCAAUGAAUGCGUAGAAGCAAGUGCCUUUUAUCCAAUGAGUUUAGAAAGAGGGCGGGAUUUAGCAGUGCGGCGCGGGGGUUAAGGAAGUCUGUCAGGAAAGCGCUAUUCGUGUUUAUAUGAAUUAAGUGUUUAUUUGAAUAACUACGUAUUUUAUUACUAAUGCAAAUAACACAUGGCCGACUCGGACAUCUGAAGCUCGAGUCACAUCGUCCCACUGCGUCAUGAUCGCGCGCACUUUGAGAUGAGCAGUUGCCACAGCAACAGCAGCAGCAUCACUGAGCUGCUAGCAUCUCUCUGCGACUGCAGCCUCUCCGGGUUGUCAUGGAAACGCCGUGCUCAUGGCGCUGUGUCGCGGGAGGGUGUGCGUCGAAUCCUGCGCAGGCAUGCGUACGGGGUGCUGCUGGCUGGGCUCUUCCAAGACGGGGUGUCCGUACCGGCACCCAACGCCCUGGCGAACACCCCUGCCCGUAACAAAAUACUCAUGAUCUCCUUCGACCUACGGGUGUCUGGCCGCGAGGAGGAGGCGGAGCGAUUGGAGGAGCUCCUGGAGCAGCUGUAUGACGAUGUAGAUGCCUCCGGACUGUCCGAACUUAAUUCCAUCCUGGAACUCCUAGUGCAGCUCGCUGGAUCCGAGGCUCCGCCCCCUUUGUCUUUCAGUCAGGACUACAUGAGGCGCGACCGUCCCGUGCAGCGAAGACCCCCGCUGGGUGGGUACUUGAGUCAGGACAUGCAGAGGUUGGAGGAGAGGGCAUGGUCCCUGAUCUGCAGGGAGGAGUGGGGUGCGUUCGGGGGCCUAUGUAGGACCUUGAACAUCAUGGAUGCCCCGCCGGGUUUUGGGCUGCUGGGAUUGGGGCGCAGAGCGGAGACAGAGGAGAAGUUUGAGAGGGAGACUAGACAGUCACUGUUUGGUGCCCUCCAGCACUCCAGAACAACAGAUAUGGACGUACGACUGGACCUGCCACCUGUUCCUAGUAACGCAGACCUUACCGGACUCAGUAUACGGGUUCCUUCAUGUCUGGAUCAAUCUGAGGAUGAGGGCUUCCAGUCCGCCACUAAUCUGACUCCAGAUUCCCAGUCUGAGCCCAGUCCCGGUCCAGAGAUCGACGUGUGGGAGGCACUGCGGACGUUCGUGCCAGGUAGACGCCGCUGUUGGGAGAACAUCGGCUGUCCGCCAGGUCAGACAGAUGCUCCGUACCUGACGGAGGCCGGCAGAGAGGCGUUUGAUCAGCUGUACAGGCUUUGGGAAGGAGAAAUGAGGAACGUUCUGUCCACACAGACCCCGUCACCUCUCCUGCCGUUGCCAUUGGACUGUCAGAGUCAGCUGGUCAAAGAUGUGCUCAAUGUGUUGAUCGGUGUUGCUUCUGCCACGUUCCCCCUCAAUGAGGCAAGCGUGCAGUUUGACGUUCGUCCUGAUAUAUGCGUGUCCGGUACGUCUCCUGAGAGCGUGUCUCGUCUCUUGAGUGAGCUAGCGCAGUACGGCACGCAUUACCUGCGCUUGAGUCGCUUCUCGCUGAGCGGCGGGAGUCAAAAAGGACUCGUCUUCCAGGCGUUUACUGGCGGGCUGCGGCGCUAUCUGCAUUACUACAGAGCGUGCGUGUUGAGCACUCCAUCCUCUCUGAGUCUCCUAACCAUCGGCUGUCACUUCCGCAAACUGGGCCGUCAGCUCAGGUAUCUGUCGGAACUGUGUUGUGUGGAUGGAGUCGCUGGUGUGGGACGAGCAACUUUUCCCGCAGGUGUGAAGCUGCUCUCGUGUCUGUAUAAUGAAGCUCAGAGUAACUGCAGUAAUGAGAAUCAUCCGGUGCUGCUUUCUCUCCUGAAGAGCAGCUGUGAGCCGUACACCCGGUUUGUUUCAGACUGGGUGUACGGAGGCUUCUUCCGUGACGUUUAUAAAGAGUUUAUGAUUGAGGUCAAUGAAGACUAUCUGACCUACAGAGACAAGAAUUUUUGGAUGCAGGGGUACACUCUCAUCUCACGAGACGCGGAGGACUGCGUGCCUGUCUUUCUCAAACACAUCGCCAACGACGUUUAUGUCUGUGGAAAAACCAUCAACCUGCUGAAGAUCUGCUGCCCACAGCACUACAUCUUCUGGUCGGAUAUACCGGUGCCCAGGAUAGCUGUGACGUUCUCACUCGAAGAAGUGGAGGAGAUCGAGAGAGACUGCGCCGUGUACCGCGGUAGAAUGGAGACGAUCGCCAAGCACAGCGCCAUCAGCAGGGAGGAGAAGGCGAUACGCACUGAGCAGGCACGACAGGAGCUCAUUAACCAGGUCAUGCAGACGGCAGCCAAGACCCUGGAGAGGAUUAGAGGCCACCAGGUGUCGCAGCGUCUGGCGGAGGAGGCUCAGAAGAGGGAGCGAUUCGAGGAGCUGAAACAGCAGCUGGAGUUGAACCAGGAGUGGCGUGGUGCUGCGAAGCGGAGGGAACUGGAAGACGAUUUCAGCUACGCUCGAGAGCUCCGGGAUCGAGAACAGAGACUGCAGGCACUCGAGGAGCAGCUGGAGCGCCGGGCACGGAUGGAUCUAAUCGCUCAGUACAGUCAGUUAUCUGAAGCCGCCGCUCGACGUGAGCUCAGAGCCAUGUGGAAGGUUCAGAGGAUGAAGCUCGAUGAGCUCCGGGUGAACUUUCUAGAGCAGGACCAGCUGAAUUUUCAGGCUCUGAUGGAGAAGUUUCCUUUAGGUCAGGAGAGGCCGCUUCCAGAAACAACACACAAACAACAACACCAUCAGCUACCUGAGGCUCAGAAUCAAACACCGACCACAAAAGACGCUGCUAUCCCAGAAUCCUCUGCUCAUCCUUGCCCUCCUGCGAUUGGUGGAGUUGAUGCUUUAAAAUCAGAGGAAAUUGACGCAUCUGAUUUCCUCCCAAAACCACCACCCGUUCCUGACAGUGGUGCUAUGACCCAGGCUCUCCAAGACAUCGGUUCGGACUUGCCAGAAUCCAUCAGUGGUUCUGUUUCAAAUCCACAAAAUUCAGACCAUGUCCUCCCACAUCCUUCAGACUCUCACAUAAGUGUUGGAGAAAACGUCUUGGAUGUACAGGAGUCCUUCCCCACACCUACUCCUCACGGACAAGCAUCCAAGUCCAGCUUCCCGUUGGGUAAAUUCACUCCAGAGGUGCCGAUGGGUCAGCCGAAGGCUUGCAUUCAUGGACACCCUUCACAGAGCUCGGUACAGCUGGGCGACCACCCCGCCUCAGGGCAGGACAAGGGUACAAUACGGUUGGACUCAAACGGCUGGGCCAUUGAAGAGAGAGCUUGUGAUGCAAAGAGCAAUCACCAGAACACAGAGGAACGGCCAACUGGAGAUGAGGCGAGAACAGAGCCCGUAGCAGCCAGCACAGGUUCAGAGCCAAAGCAAGCCGCCCAGGAGCCAACAGAGGAAGCCAAGUCCUGUGAGAGUGUCAGCCAGCCCUCUCACUCCUCUCAGCCAGAAGAAAAGCAAUCUGUGCCUCCUCUCACCAGCUUCCAUGACUUAGAAUUUGAUGCACAUAUGAAAAAUAACACCACUGAUCCAACGAUGAUCUCAUCUCAACCCUCCCUUGAUGUCCAUAGACACGCCUCCGAUGCCCAUAUAAGGGUGGGUGAACACGUUUCUGAGGUAUCCUCCCCCAUGCCCACCCCUAACAUCCAUGGCCAUGCCUCUGACGCCCAUAUAAAAGUAGGGGGACAUGUUUCUGAGGUAACUACCCCUGUACCCACCCCUAACAUCCAUGGCCAGGCCUCUGACGCCCAUAUAAGAAUAGGUGAACACAUCUCUUAGGUAGAUACCCCUGUCCCCACCCCUAACAUCCAUGGCCACGCCGCUGACGCCCAUAUAAAAGUAGGUGAACACAUGUCCGAAGUAACUACUCAUGUCCCCACCCCUAACAUCCAUGGCCACACCUCUGACGCCCAUAUAAGAAUAGGUGAACACAUCUCUGAGGUAGAUACCCCUGUCCCCACCCCUAACAUCCAUGGCCACGCCGCUGACGCCCAUAUAAAAGUAGGUGAACACAUGUCCGAAGUAACUACUCAUGUCCCCACCCCUAACAUCCAUGGCCACACCUCUGACGCCCAUAUAAGAAUAGGUGAACACAUCUCUGAGGUAGAUAUCCCUGUCCCCACCCCUAACAUCCAUGGCCACGCCUCUGAUGCCCAUAUAAAAGUAGGUGAACACAUGUCCGAAGUAACUACCCCUGUCCCCACCCCUAACAUCCAUGGCCACGCCUCUGACGCCCAUAUAAGAAUAGGUGAACACAUCUCUGAGGUAGAUACCCCUGUCCCCACCCCUAACAUCCAUGGCCACGCCUCUGACGCCCAUAUUAAAGUAGGUGAACACAUGUCUGAAGUAACUACUUAUGUCCCCACCCCUAACAUCCAUGGCCAUGCCUCUGACGCCCAUAUAAGAGUUGGAGAACAUGUUUGUGAUGUAUCCUCCCCCUUCCCCACCCCUAACAUCCAUGGCCACGCCUCCGACGCCCAUAUAAAGGUGGGUGAGUUUGUGUUUGAUGUCGCUACCUCUCGCCCACGUUGGAGCAAACACGGUCACUCCUCCGAUAGCACCCUUAAAGCGGGUUGCACAAUUCCUGAAAACGCACCUUCACCCACCCCUCUUCCCGGCAGCGCAUACGGUCACUCGUCAGAUUCAGUGCUAACAGUCGGGUGUGUCGUGACGGGCGUCCACCCCAAGCCCUCUCCACUGCCUGGCAGCGAGUACGGACAUUCCUCGCAGUCAACUCUGGGUGUUGGUUGCGUCGUCAGUGGGGUCGAGAUCACUCAAGCGAACUCUUUUCCCAGAAGCAUUCAUGGACAUUCCUCAGACUCGGCGUUGGGUAUGGGAUGCAGGGUGGGCGGCGUGGUGCCGGGGAGUUUGUAUGGUGACAAAUCGAACAGAUUGGACCAGCCUUUAGAUGAGACGGAGAAACAAGCCUGGAUGGACACCGAGGCGCCCCCUAGUAUGUCAUUCUCCCUCGACGAGGGGCUCACUGCCUGGGCUCUUGGACUCGGUCUGUGCCCUAAAGAAAGCCCAGAGGAUCGAUACCUCCUCAGCCUGGCCUCACAGUACCAAGUCGAGCAGUACCAGGACUCGUACGGCCUGAUGACUGCAGAUCCUGAGUCUGAGCUCCUGCAGCAGGUGACACGGGGUCCUAACGGACUACCAGUCGACCUCUCACUUCAGAGGGCCACGGAGGCCACUGCCGUUCAGCUCAGCGAGAUGAUGCCGCUUCCCGUUCUCAUGAAACACUCGGUCACCACGCCACUGAUAACACACGUGUCUAUGGUAAACAAGGCUGUGGUGGAUUAUUUUUUCGUGGAGUUGGGUGUGGAGAAGCAUUUCGAGACUCUGAGACAUUUCCUGUUAAUGGAGGAUGGAGAGUUUGCGCUCUCUCUCAGCGAUCAACUCUUCGAGAAGUUGGGCAGCGGUCAGACGCCAGGUGAGCUGUUGACCCCGCUGGUGUUGAACUCUAUUCUGAAUAAAGCGUUACAGUACAGCGUCCACGGCGACAGCGAGCUGGCCGCUCACUUUACGUUUGCUCUGAGAUAUCUGCCGGAGAUCUUUCACCCUCACGCGCCCGACUCGUUGAACUGUCUUGAGCUGCGUUACAAGGUGGACUGGCCGGUGAAUAUCGUCAUAACAGAGAGCUGUCUGAAUAAAUACAACCGACUGUUUUCCUUCUUACUGCAACUCAAACACAUGGUUUGGUCCCUCAGGGACGUCUGGUUUCACCUGAAGAGGACGGCUCUGGUGAAGGGUGCUGGUCGAUCCGUUCAGUUCCAUCAGCUUCAGCUCUACAGACAUGAGAUGCAGCACUUUGUGAAGGUCAUUCAAGGUUACAUCGCUAAUCAGAUCCUUCAGGUGUCCUGGAGCGAGUUCACACACAAACUGAGCAGCGCCAGCGAUCUGGACGCCAUUCACCGCACACAUGCAGAAUACCUCAACAGAGCCAUCUUCAGGGGUUUGUUGACAGAGAAAGCCGCUCCGGUAAUGAACAUCAUUCACAGCAUCUUCAGUCUCAUCCUGAAGUUUCGCGGUCAGCUCAUCGCACAGCCCUGGGAGCUCCAGCAGGGGGAGCCGGUGCAUCCCGGUUUCAUUGCCAUGCAGCAGUCUUACAACACCUUCAAGUAUUACUCCAGCUUCCUGUUCAAAGUGGUAAGCAAACUGGUGGACAAAGGCUAUCAACCACAUUUGGAGGACUUUCUGUUGCGGAUCAACCUCAAUAACUACUACAAAGACUCUUGAUUCUCCUUUGCGUGUUCCGUUGUCACAUGUUGUGUGUGAAUGUUGGACAGAAAAGCUUGCUGCUGUAGACAUUUUUGUCUGAAAAAGUCAAUAAGCAGAAUUCAUUUUUCUGAAAAGUUCUGUGACGUGUGCAAGUAUUGAUGCUUUUGUCCACAGAGGCUGACUGACAACUGUGUGAGUAAAAUA